UAAACAUUAAAAAUAAUUUUUACAUAAUAUAAAGCGUUUACCAUUUACUGCAUUACUACAUAUUCUUUCGCAUAUUCAUAAACGAAUUAUCAAACAUGCGGUAAUAUUGAUGUUUUAUUUAACACUUCUUCUUUUCCUCCUUUUGUUACUUUCGUCAUUGAAAAUUCCUGAGAUUGUUGUAUAUUACUUUUGCGUAAAAUUCUAAUUUUUUAAUAUUUUUAUAGAAUAUUAACAAAAAAUGAAUGAGAUAAAAAACAGUAAAAAAAAAGCGAAAGAGGGAGAAGAAAACAGAAUAAAGUGAGUGCGCAAUUAUUUAACUCCUUCAUUUCCAAAUUAUUUAACUCUAUAGCAUCUGCGGUAACCCAGUGGUAACCGUGAGUUUAAAAGCCCGCAAAGUUGUUGCUGUCAGUAUGUUUUGAUUUUUUCUCCAUGAGAAUAUUAGUUCUACUCAAAACAAAGUUGAUCCAUAGCCGAAAAAUCAGUGUAUUCACGUCAGAAAUUUUAUUCGGAGUCGGUGCCUCGUGGUCUAAUCUGCAAAACCUAAUCGUACGAAGAAAAUUGUAUGAAGAAAAAUACUAUAAAUAAAAGGUUAAUCAGACAAAUAUGAGUACCCGUCAUAAGAUAUGCCUAGUGAUUCUAUGCAUUGCUAUGACAUGCGUUUUUGCUCAAUAUCCAACAAACAAGUGCCAUCAGAAUUUAAAUGACGAUCAAGUGGUUCUAAUUAAUUGUACAAUACAUAAUAAUAAUUCUGUUUUCAAUAUAUAUAUUAGCCAAGAAAAUGAUAUAACAAUCAACCAUUUCAACUGUAUCAACUCAUCGGGCUUGUCAGAUUUGAAUCCAGACGUAUGGGAAAAUAUUACGCAUAACAUUUCAUGGCCGUUUUACGAAGCCAUACAGUUCGACGACUGCAAUUUACCUGAGAACGUUAAAUUGAUUGACGUUGUGCAAAUGCUAAGAGCUAUAGAAUCAAACAUUCAUAUAUUAAUUCUUCAAUCGCACAAAAACUUGAGCUUGACUUUGAAUAAGUAUCACCUAAAUGGUUUUACAAAUUUAGAAAAGCUGGAAAUAGAGAAUUACAAGACAUUCCAUGUGGAGAGCGAUUUGUUAGCUAAUUUGAAAAAAUUGCAAACCCUUUCCCUAUCCAGCUUAGAACAUUUGGCCGAUGAAUUUUUUGAUUAUACCCCCAAUUUAAGAACACUCAAUUUGAACAAUAAUCAUUUGAAAUUGAUAAAACCAAGCACAUUUAAUAAGCUGAAAAAUUUAAUAUAUCUGAGUCUACAAAAUAAUAGUUUAUACAAGCUUCAAUUGGGUUUUUUCGACAAACUUGUCGCUCUGAAAAACCUCGAUGUUUCAGAGAAUUUUUUAACCGAGCUUCCACCGGGUAUUUUCGAUAAACUUGUCGCUCUGGAGACCCUCGAUGUUUCAGAGAAUUCUUUAACCGAGCUUCCACCGGGUAUUUUCGAUAAACUUGUCGCUCUAAAGACCCUCGAUGUUUCAAAGAAUUAUUUAACCAAGCUUUCAUUGGGUAUUUUCGACAAACUUGUCGCUCUGAAAAACCUCGAUGUUUCAGAGAAUUCUUUAACCGAGCUUCCACCCGAUAUUUUCGAUAAACUUGUCGCUCUGGAGACCCUCGAUAUUUCAAUAAAUAAUUUAUUUAAUUUAUUCGGUUUAGACAAUGUAUUCAAUUUAAACAGUAUAUUCGGAAAGCUGAAAAACCUUAAUACACUUAAUUUAAAUAAGAACUAUUUUACAUAUUUGGAAAAAGAUCUUCUACGAUAUAAUACAAAAUUAUUACGCGUUGACUUAAGUUACAACCAGAGACAUUUGACUUUAUUAGAUGAAUUUAGCAAUUUAACGAAAUUGGACACUGUGAUACUGACGAAUAAUGGACUAGUGACAUUACCGGAAAAUCUCUUUAGGGGAUCAAUUAGACUGACUACGAUUAUAUUGAGUAACAAUUACCUCCAAACUUUGCCCGUAAAUCUAUUCUGGGAUUUGGAAGAGUUAACAACAUUGAAUCUGGAUUCUAAUCAUCUAGAAGUUUUGCCUGAUGAUAUUUUCUCAAAUAUCAAGGGUUUAAAAUAUUUGAUUUUAUCAAAUAAUCGCAUUACUUCUGUUCCCGAACGACUAUUUAAAACAUUACGGCGGUUGGAAGAAUUAAAUAUGGAACGAAAUCAUUUAAAAAUUAUUUCCAACUACAAUUUUCGUUAUGUCAGAAAUUUAAAGACUAUCAAAUUGUCUCACAACUUUCUUACAUUAGAAUCUAAUGGCUUAUAUGUCAGUUCACCUUUCUACAAUUGCGACUCGCUGACAGAACUAUAUUUAGCUAACAAUAGCAUUUCGAAAAUAUUUGACGAUUGGAUUAACUCCAAGAAGCUUCGUAGAUUGGAUCUCAGUUAUAACAACAUAUCUUCUAUACAAGUAGAAGAUUUAAUGUUUUCAUCGCCCAACAUUAUAGUGAACUUGACUCAAAAUAAAAUACAGCAUAUCCCUUUAUACGAUGCUAAACAUAUAAAAGAGGGAAUUCGUACUAAAAGAAAUCGUACCGUAAAAAUAUUAAUGGAAAAUAAUCCAUUAAAUUGUGAUCGUGAAAUGUACGAUUUUCUAUGUUAUGGAGACAAAAUGCACAACGUUCAAAGCUAUUUUCAGAUAGAAUUAGAAAAUUUAAUUUGUCACAGUCCGAAAGAAUUGGAAAAAGUACGAAUAUGUUCUAGAAAUAUAUCGGAAAUAAAUUUUAAUAAUUUUUAUUCGUUUGACACAACAGUGAUUAUCAACAUUAGUGCAGCAAUUGCUCUUAUUGCAUUAAUUAUUGGUAUUUUGUGUUACAAAUAUCAAACACAUAUUAAGAUAUGGCUGUUCAAGUGGUGUUUACGGUUUACAGCGAGAGAGAAAUUGAAUAACGACGUAUCGUACGAGGUAUGCUUAUGCACUUCUCGCAGGAAAAUCACAAUUUUAUAACAAAGGACGAAGUGGACGAAGUGAAAUCAAGUGAAGAACGAAGUGAAAUCAAAAAAUAACUCGAUUCCAUUCUAAUUGUGUCUUCAUUAUCGAGAUUGGUUAGCAAGCGAAUAGAUACCAAACAAUAUUGCUAGAUCUGUGGAGAAUUCUAGACGAACGACAGUGGUGCUGUUGCCAAAUUUCUUGGAGAUCGUCUGGAGAAGAAUAGAUUUUCGGGCUGCUCAUCGUCAAGCGUUGAACGAAGGUCGGACGCGAGUGAUACUGAUCUUGUAUGAUUACAUCAAACACACAGAUGAUUUGGAUUCUGAACUGAAAGCGUACAUAUCUACACGUACGUUCAAUGGGGAGAUCCUUGCGAUAAAAGAUACGCGCUGCCGCUUCAAUCCGGACGAUAAGUAGUUCUGCCUGAAGGAAAGUUCUAGAGAAUUAUAAAUUGUAAACAAUAAUAAAAAACUUAAUCUUUGUAUUUCCCAAGACAUUUGCGAUCACUCUUGCGAUCGUGAAUUGAUUUUUAGCAAAAGAAUUUGAUAUAAUUAUAGUAUAAUUAGAAUAAUGAAAUUGAUACAAUUGCAAAUAAAAAAUUAUU
Linepithema humile (Argentine ant) is the source of this 3544-nucleotide messenger RNA. Its product is annotated as protein toll-like. Gene Ontology annotation, molecular function: protein binding. Lineage: Eukaryota; Metazoa; Arthropoda; Insecta; Hymenoptera; Formicidae. The record is from RefSeq and is a predicted model, not a curated record.